AUGGAUGACGUGCUGACAAGCGCAAGCACAAUAGAAGAAGCAAUGGUACUACGACAGCAGUUGUCUCAGCUGCUUCAGAAGGGUCGGUUUUAUCUAAGAAAAUGGCGCUCGAACGACAAUCGCAUUUUGGCAGAUUUAACCGAAGAUAGCGAAACAGAUUGCUUGCUGAAGAUCGAAAAGGAAGGAGCACUAAAGACGUUAGGAUUACGUUGCGACGCGAAGUCGGACACACUGCAGUACAGUGUAACAAUCGAAGAACCGCCCAAGGUCACCAAGCGGCUUGUGUUAUCAAGGAUAGCUCAAAUCUUUGAUCCACUAGACCUGCUGGGGCCGGUAGUCAUCAAUGCCAAGCAUAUAAUGCAACAACUAUGGCAAUCAAAAUCGGAUUGGGAUGAACCCCUUGAACCGGAACUGCAAAAGGUCUGGAACCAGUAUUAUCAUUCACUGCCAAAGAUAAAUGAAGUACGAAUACCAAGGAAUGUGAAUCCGAACAACGUUGAUGGCCAAUUCGAUCUUAUGGGAUUCGGAGACGCUUCCGAAAAGGCAUUGGGAAUAGCGCCUCUCAAGAAGAUAUCGUUGCCGAGGCUCGAACUUAAUGCAGCACUGUUACUUGCAAGAUUAUGUGAAAAGGCGCAAAGGGCCUAUGGAGAGAAGAUUCGAAGCACACAUCUCUGGAGCGACUCGACAAUAGUGCUGAGCUGGAUAGCUACUUCACCGAGCGUACGGAAAACGUAUGUGGCAAAUAGGAUUACGAAGAUUCAAGACUUGACUAGGGAGGCAGUUUGGCUUCAUGUACCAUCGAAAGAUAAUCGGGCGGAUCUAAUCUCGCGAGGUAUGACAGUCACCGAUUGGGGUUGCAGUAAGUUGUGGUGGCACGGACCAGCAUGGAUAACCACCAAGAGAUGGCCUCAGCCCAAGCAAAUCGAGAUUGACAUGUCAGAAACAAGAGCAUCUGUUGUGCUUACAUCGGUAAAGAAACCAUGUGACCUCUUGAGAAGAUAUUCUUCAUACGAAAGGCUACAAAGGACAAUAGCUUAUUGUCUACGUUUUAAGGUAAACGCCUUAGGUGGCAAGCUACAUGGACCUUUGACAGUAGAGGAGCUUGGCUCAGCUGAAAGGACGAUAGCGAGAAUGACGCAACAGGAAUGUUUUGAGCCAGAGUUGCGUGCAUUGAAGAAUAAUCAAUCUGUACCGAAAGGCAGCCAGUUAGCGACACUCGGUCCAUUUGUAGAAAAGGAUGGCCUCAUUAGAGUCGGAGGACGACUAUCCCAUGCCGACCUACCAAAAGCGCAGAAACACCCAGUACUACUUCCGGCUAGACAUCAUAUCACCACCGUUCUGAUGCGGAAAGAACAUGUCCGUUUGCUUCAGUGUGGACCAGAGCAGCUAUUAUGGUCGCUGAGGCAGAGAUAUUGGCCGUUAAGCGGUAGAAGAGAAGCAAGGAAGACAACGAAUAGCUGCUUGGAAUGUUACCGGCGAAAGCCCAAAACACCAGAAGUAUUCAUGGGGGACUUACCUAGUGAGAGAGUGCGUGGAUCUUUAAGACCAUUCACAAACUCAGGAGUCGAUUAUGCAGAGUUAACGACGGAAUCAUUCCUGGCGGCCCUGAGAAGAUUCACCGCUCGAAGGGGAAUUUGCUCUCAGAUGGUGUCAGAUAACGGUACAAACUUCGUCGGAGCAGCAAGGGAAUUACGAGAGAUUUACGAGUUUCUUAAAAAAGAGCAACAAACCAUCGCAGACCACAUGGCCCGUCAGAAGAUGAAGUGGAAGUUUAUUCCGCCAAGAUCUCCACACUUCGGGGGCCUCUGGGAGGCUGCUGUCAAGGCUACUAAGAGACAUCUAACCACAGUAACAAAGGGCCUGAUUGCGACCUUCGAAAAGUACUACACCCUUUUGACGAAGAUAGAAUCGAUCCUCAAUUCCAGACCCCUUACCCCGCUGUCCUGUGAUCCAAACGAUGUGUCGGCGUUGACUCCCGCACAUUUCCUUGUGGGGGAUUCAUUGUUGUUACCGGCGGAGUAUAACUAUGUAAGUGUUCCAGAUCACAGACUCUCGCGCUGGCGUCACUUGCAAAAGGUUCGACAACACUUUUGUAAUCGGUGGCAAAAGGAGUACCUGCUGGAGUUGCAGAAGAGGCAUAAAUGGUAUACCAAGAGCGAAAACGUGAAGAUCGGUACAUUAGUAUUGAUAAAGGACCAGACACCGCCAUUGCAUUGGAUUCUCGGCCGGAUUGUGGAAGUCCAUCCUGGAGCGGAUGACGUCGUCAGAGUGGCAACUAUAAAGACACCGUCGGGGCUGAUAAAGAGAGCCGUGAAGAGUCUCUGUCCGUUACCAAUAGAAGAAAGUGACAUUAUUUAA
Molecule: messenger RNA, 2358 nt
Organism: Vollenhovia emeryi
Lineage: Eukaryota; Metazoa; Arthropoda; Insecta; Hymenoptera; Formicidae
Exons: 3
Coding region: 1-2358 (785 amino acids)
Biological process (GO): DNA integration
Molecular function (GO): nucleic acid binding
Source: RefSeq, a predicted model, not a curated record